CGGCUCCCUUCCCCCCCCCGCACACCCGGCUCCUCGCCUCCGUGCACACCCGGCUCCUACUCCCGGGGCCCCGCAUCUCGCCUCCCUGCACACCCGGCUCCUCACCCCGGGGCCCGGCUCCCCUCCACCCUGUACAGUCGGCGCCUGGGCCCCGGCUCCCCUCCUCCCUGUACACCCGGCUCCUCACCCCAGGGCCCGGCUCACCUCUCUGCCUCCUCUUAUCUUCCAGGAGUGGCCGGAGGAAAUGACUUCCAGUGGUGUUUCUCCCAAGUCAAAGGUGCCAUAGACGAGGAUGUGGCAGAAGCUGACAUUAUUUCAACUGUUGAAUUCAACUUUUCUGGAGACUUGCUAGCUACAGGAGACAAAGGAGGAAGAGUGGUUAUAUUUCAAAGGGAACAAGAGAGUAAAAACCGUCCUCAUUCUAGGGGUGAAUACAAUGUUUACAGUACGUUCCAGAGUCACGAACCAGAAUUUGACUACUUAAAAAGUCUAGAAAUUGAAGAAAAAAUAAAUAAAAUUAGGUGGUUGCCACAGCAAAAUGCUGCUCAUUUUCUACUCUCCACCAAUGACAAAACAAUAAAGUUGUGGAAAAUAAGUGAGCGCGAUAAAAGAGUAGAAGGCUACAACUUGAAAGACGACGAUGGUAGGCUACGGGAUCCAUUUAGAAUCACCUCUUUACGGGUGCCAAUUUUGAAACCCAUGGAUUUAAUGGUUGAAGCAAGUCCAAGGAGGAUAUUUGCAAAUGCACAUACAUAUCAUAUAAACUCUAUUUCAGUAAAUAGUGAUCAUGAAACAUACCUUUCAGCAGAUGACCUGAGAAUUAAUUUAUGGCAUUUAGAAAUUACAGAUAGAAGUUUUAACAUUGUAGAUAUUAAGCCUGCCAACAUGGAGGAAUUAACAGAAGUUAUCACAGCUGCUGAAUUCCAUCCUCAUCAAUGUAACGUGUUUGUCUACAGCAGUAGCAAAGGAACAAUUAGGCUUUGCGACAUGCGAGAUGCAGCACUCUGUGAUAGACAUUCGAAAUUUUUUGAAGAACCUGAAGAUCCCAGUAGCAGAUCAUUUUUCUCUGAAAUCAUCUCCUCUAUAUCAGAUGUCAAGUUUAGUCAUAGUGGCCGCUACAUGAUGACCAGAGAUUACCUGUCUGUCAAAGUCUGGGAUCUCAACAUGGAGAACAGGCCGGUAGAAACAUAUCAGGUUCAUGAAUAUCUUCGAAGUAAGCUUUGUUCCCUUUAUGAAAAUGACUGCAUCUUUGACAAAUUUGAGUGCUGCUGGAAUGGAUCUGAUAGUGCGAUUAUGACGGGAUCUUACAACAACUUCUUCAGAAUGUUCGACAGAAACACACGUCGGGAUAUCACCUUGGAGGCCUCUAGAGAGAGCAGCAAACCACGUGCCAUUCUAAAGCCAAGGAAAGUCUGUACGGGUGGUAAGAGGAAGAAAGACGAGAUCAACGUCGACAGCCUAGACUUCAACAAAAAGAUUCUACACACUGCAUGGCACCCUAAAGAGAAUAUUAUUGCUGUUGCUGCCACCAAUAAUUUGUAUAUAUUUCAGGACAAAGUUAAUUAA
Messenger RNA from Staurois parvus, 1566 nucleotides. NCBI's taxonomy places the organism in Eukaryota, Metazoa, Chordata, Amphibia, Anura, Ranidae. The record is from the annotation of a GenBank genome assembly.